AUGUCUUCUGCACAGUGCCUGCUACUUGCGUUGCUGGCAUCCUUGGGCUCCGUGACCGCGCCUGCUUUACGGACAGACCAGAUAACGCCGGGGUUCUCAGGCCAUGCUUCGCAUUCUCCGUAUAACGUAAGUCAUGGCCUCCAGUCAGACAAGAAACUGGAACAGCCCGCCGACGAGCUCGACACUCCCGAACGUGGCAACACGAGUGGCCUCUUGAGCUUGCUUCCCAGUCGUCGGCUGCCCAAGUCCAGCAAGGUGGUGCUCAAUAGCGACCACCGUUCCAUGGCCGACGUCGCUGCCAGAGCCACAGGGCACAUGGCCGGGAUGCGUGGCCUGGACAUUAUGCGCGAGUUUUUCCAUACGAACCAGGUGCUCAUCUACAUAGCCUGUUCGUUUGCACUGACGGUUCUGGUGCUGGUCUUCACGUUGGUGACUGUGUACGGUGGCCGACGCGCUUUGAGCUCGGACCGGUCAGCGUCAAGCGCUUCGUGGAGGCGAUUUGCCGAAUCGUACCCGCUUAUAGACCGGCGUUCCUUGCUGGUCGACCAGGGCUCAGUGACGCAGAGACUGCUCGACAGCUCCGAUGAUGACGACGAGCAUGAGUAUGUAGCUGUUCUUAAAAACGAGGAGGAGGUGGACACCAGCGUGGCGCCGCCACGCGAAUUCGGUGAUCACAGAGCACGCUCUGUCGGGUACGCCCCGUCUGAGAUCAGCGAUGGGCCGUGGUCGGCGAGUUGGUCGCUACCGGGCGACCCUCCCCAAGUCAUAAUAAAGAGCAAACAAGGUGUCAAGCGGCCCAUCGAGGUGUUCCCGAGCCGACUGCUGGAUCUAUGCAACCAGGACGCGCCGCACACUUUCCUCGCUUUCCUGCCGAACGGGAGCCAGCACCGUUCCAAGUGGAUCGCCCACGGCCGCCACAGCGAAGUCUUCCAGGUGGCUUCCCUGCUCAGGCGGACCGUGCUCAAAGUGGUUCCCGUCACGGGAGACUUCACCGAGCAGCAGGUCGACACCAUCGCCUCCGCCAUUCAGUGCUGCCUCAAGCUGAGCACGUUGAAGCAUGGCACCCGCUACGGAACUCCAAACUUCAUCGAGGUUGAACGGAUCGCGUGCGUGUUCGACCAGUUCCCGGAGUGGCUUCUGCGCAGCGGCAGCAGGGGUCUCGACUCCUCGAGCGAGUCCCUGGCCGAAAGCCUCGCCUCCGAGAUGGCCGGUACGGACGGCAGCCCCGACGCAUCCGAUUUGCUCGCGGCCUUCCGCCGAUGGAAGGGCACAAAUCAAUGCUGCCUAACACUGCACUUCAUUGUGUUCGAGCUAAGUUACGCAGGAAAGCCGCUGUCGCGGAUAACGCUGCGCAGCGCGUUACAAGGGCGCAGCCUGGUGCAGCAGGCCGCGUGCUGCGUCGCCGUAGCCGAGCGCGCCCUGGGUUUCCGGCACACGAGCGUGGACGCUGACAAGCUGCUGGUGGCCGUGACCGACGCGGCCUGCCUCGAGUACCGGCUGCCGGACAGGAUGCCCAUCUCGGUCGAGAGCGCUGGUCUGAAAGCGCACUUGGCCGGCGGCCUGUCGUUCGCUGUCGAUCCAGUGCAGUUGAAUCAUCCACUGAAGUCCACUGUCGAUCAUCCACUCAAAGAAUCUGGAGUCAACGCCCUUGUCAAGCUUUGUGCUCAUUUUUGA
Dermacentor silvarum is the source of this 1674-nucleotide messenger RNA. RefSeq lists its product as uncharacterized. Gene Ontology annotation, biological process: intracellular signal transduction; mitotic cell cycle. NCBI's taxonomy places the organism in Eukaryota, Metazoa, Arthropoda, Arachnida, Ixodida, Ixodidae. The record is from RefSeq and is a predicted model, not a curated record. The transcript is spliced from 10 exons. Gene Ontology annotation, cellular component: cytoplasm; nucleus. The coding region runs from base 1 to 1674 and encodes 557 amino acids. Gene Ontology annotation, molecular function: histone H3T3 kinase activity.